AUGGACCGUCAAGAUUCUGGUUACUUCGACUCUCGACAAUCUCCAUCCUCGUCUCGUCGAACAUCAAUAGCAUCAUCUACCCGCCGUCCCCAUUCACCCUCCAAAUCCAAAAGUCGGAGGACUACAAACGGAUCGACACACUCAGCCUCUAGACCAUCCACGAAACGGAACUCGAGAUCAUCAGCUCAGAUCAGAACAAGUACAUCAGGAGCGAGACCGAAUAUCCAACAAAGACAUACAACCCCAUAUGCUCAAGUCCCCCACACCCAAUACCAAUUCUUCCAAUUCCCUACGCUCUCGGACCCUGUUCCUGACCCAGACAUUGUAACCGCUCCUCAGCCGCCCCCAGCGACGGUGCAAUACUGGACUUCGGACUCAACUCGACGUCUCGAGUACGCGGCUAUUGAUGCGGCAUCCAAGGGCGUGAGAGGGUUCUUCAUCAAAUUGGUACCGGACUGUAUCCUCCCCGCGAAUUCAAGAAGGACGAGAUUCCACUGCGAUGAUGCGGCGAGUGAUGCGGGGAGUGUAAGGAGGUACAGAUUAACGUUACCAGCAGAG
Mollisia scopiformis is the source of this 558-nucleotide messenger RNA. RefSeq lists its product as uncharacterized. The record is from RefSeq and is a predicted model, not a curated record. The annotation marks the transcript as partial. The transcript has a single exon. NCBI's taxonomy places the organism in Eukaryota, Fungi, Ascomycota, Leotiomycetes, Helotiales, Mollisiaceae.